Messenger RNA from Rotaria sordida, 321 nucleotides. Lineage: Eukaryota; Metazoa; Rotifera; Eurotatoria; Philodinida; Philodinidae. The record is from the annotation of a GenBank genome assembly.
AUGAAAAAUCAUUACAAAAUUCAUGCACAAAAUUAUGAAAAUUUCGAUCAUGAUCAAGAGGAUAGAUUACCACCGUCAAUAGCAAUAAAUGCUAUAAUAAUCGAGUCAAAUGAAAUUCGAUCAUUGACACCAGCAUCAGCAUUAGCACCUGUAGUUAAAUUCGAAAUGUUAGAUUGGCUUCGAUCAGAUUUUAAUGAUUUUGAUUUGAAUCAAUUAGCAACACCGCUUGCAAGUGAUUGUGUUACACGUUCUAUGAAAAGAUUAUGUGUUGAAGAAAGUAACGAUGAAGUGAAUAGUAAAGAUUUCGUUCAUCUAGAUUAA